AUGCAGCCAGUGAAGCCCGUUAUUGCUGGCUGCCUUCUUGGCUCCGCGCUCGCAGCUUCUCGGACCACCAUCACUGCAACCAUUGCUGCAUCGAGGGCUGAGGUGACGCUGGAAUCGCGGUACCCCUUCCUGGGAAUUGCCACGCCCUCGACCAUUGGAGAUGCCAUACAGAUUGAAUAUGGUGAGAGGCCAGAACAAGUGGAGACGGCCAGCUUUCGAGCGUUGCGAGGGCCAAGGAUGAACCACAGCAGCCCCAAGAUGCGGACACUGAUUGAUUCGGUGUUGUCAAUCUAUUUCUUUGGUGCCGCAUGGUCGCUUCUAUGUUUUUGCCAUAUGCUUCGAAAAUUUGCCUUUGAGACUUUUGACUGGCGACCCUUCAUCAUUCCAGUGACAGCCGGCUUUGCCUUCCUACCAUUAGGCUUAGCAGGUCUUCUGGUGUUCAAAAGGGAGGAUGGUACUUGCAGCUAUGCCAACUCAACACGCAAUUUCAUCAUACCCAUCAGUGACCUCGGAUCCUGUGGGAAUCGCAGCUACAAUGUCCCCGAGCUGCUCACAGAGCUGGUGAUUGUUGCAGCAAUAUCCUCAUGUCUUUAUGCUCAAAUGCUUGCCAGGUAUUUCGAGAGGCAGUUUGAGGGGAAGUACUGGCCCACACUUGCCUCCCAUGUAAUCCGCGCCCUUGGCUUUGUUUCCAUGGCGGGUCUCGUCGGAGUGGCAGUGAUACCAACAUACCUCUCACGCCUGCCACAUCGUACUGCAGCAUACGCAUUCUUUUUGGCAAGCAUUUGGAUGCUCUUCCUGUACAGCAUACUGGUGAUUUUCUUGCCUGUUGGCACUCGCACGAGGUUCAUUUGCCCAGCCAUUCUGGCGGUUUUCUUGUGGUUCUCUAUGACUGUCUAUGGCGUGCUAUUUACAUUCAACUUCUGCGAGAGGAUUUGCGGAGGUGCAACCUUCGACUUGGAGCCACAAUCAGAAGAGAUGCAGCUUGAUGUCAUGGCGCAAUAUAACAAAUAUCGCUGGUGUUUGUCGAUUGAGAGUGUGGCUGAAUGGCUGUUGGUUGCAGUGUAUGCGUUUUGGAUACUCUUGGCUCCGGUUGAAUCCACGCUAAGCGUGGGGGAAGCUGUCACAAAGAACUGA
Messenger RNA from Durusdinium trenchii, 1134 nucleotides. The record is from the annotation of a GenBank genome assembly. NCBI's taxonomy places the organism in Eukaryota, Dinophyceae, Suessiales, Symbiodiniaceae.